Molecule: messenger RNA, 213 nt
Organism: Morchella importuna
Lineage: Eukaryota; Fungi; Ascomycota; Pezizomycetes; Pezizales; Morchellaceae
Exons: 5
Coding region: 1-213 (70 amino acids)
Source: RefSeq, a predicted model, not a curated record
AUGAAAGAAAAAAAGAAAGAAAAAAGAGGAAGUGAAAAUAUCUGGGUUCAGCUCUAUGUGCAUAUACUCACCAGCGCCUCUCUCCCAGAAGGUACCUAUUACCUUCCUGCACUCCCCGCGCCCUCAACGAAAAGUGCAACUUCGGUGCAAGGCCUGUUUACGGAGACGAGCCCAGUCACCAAGCCAUGCCGCAACCCAUCCGCGCGGUUGUAG